Molecule: messenger RNA, 2706 nt
Organism: Peromyscus maniculatus bairdii (prairie deer mouse)
Lineage: Eukaryota; Metazoa; Chordata; Mammalia; Rodentia; Cricetidae
Source: RefSeq, a predicted model, not a curated record
AUGUCCCAACACCUGUUCCUCCCAGUGGUAAUGAUGGUGGCCAGCCCCAUCCCAGGAGCCUUCCAGGACUCAGACUGCGGGCGCCCUGAGCCCUCUUCCCGCAUCGUGGGGGGCUCCGACGCACAUCCGGGCACUUGGCCAUGGCAGGUGAGCCUGCAUCAAGGUGGGGCCCACAUCUGCGGGGGCUCGCUCAUCGCCCCUUCCUGGGUCCUCUCCGCUGCUCACUGUUUCGUGACGAAUGGGACCUUGGAGCCCGCGGACGAAUGGUCAGUCCUGCUGGGCGUGCACUCCCAGGACGGACCCCUGGACGGCGCGCACUUGCGCUCGGUGGCCGCCAUCCUGGUGCCGCACAACUACAGCGCAGUGGAACUGGGCGCCGACGUGGCUCUGCUGCGCCUGGCCUCGCCCGCCAGGCUGAGCCGCUGGGUGCGGCCGGUCUGCCUGCCUCGUGCCUCGCACCGCUUUGCUCACGGCACCGCCUGCUGGGCCACUGGCUGGGGAGACGUCCAGGAGGCUGACCCUCUGCCUUUCCCGUGGGUGCUACAGGAAGUGGAGCUAAGGCUGCUGGGAGAGGCCGCCUGUCAGUGUCUCUAUAGCCGGCCUGGCCCUUUCAACCUGACUUUCCAGCUGUUGCCAGGGAUGCUGUGUGCUGGCUAUCCAGAGGGACGCAGGGACACCUGCCAGGGUGACUCUGGGGGACCGCUGGUCUGUGAGGAUGGCGGCCGCUGGUUCCUGGCGGGAAUCACCAGCUUUGGCUUUGGCUGUGGACGGAGGAACCGCCCUGGGGUGUUCACUGCAGUGGCUCCCUAUGAGUCGUGGAUACGGGAACACGUGAUGGGCUCAGAGCCUGGGCCUGCCUUUCCCAGCCAGCUUCAGAAGCCCCAGUCAGGACCUUGGGAGUCCAGAGAAGAAAACUGUACCUUUGCCCAACCAGAGUGCGGGAAGACUUCGCAGCCAGGGACCUGGCCCUGGGAGGCCCAGGUGAUGGUGCCAGGCUCCAGACCCUGCUAUGGAGCGCUGGUGUCUGACAGCUGGGUCUUGGCACCCGCCAGCUGCUUCCUGGACCCACCCCGCGACCUUGAGGCCUGGCGGGUGCUGCUGCCCUCGCAUCCGGAGGAGGAGAGGGUGGCGCGCCUCGUGCGGCACAGGAACGCUUCCAGGGACUCGGCCUCGGACCUGGCGCUGCUGCAGCUGAGGACGCGCGUGAACCUGACCGCCGCCCCGAGUGCCGUGUGCCUGCCCCAUCCCGAACACUUCUUCCUGCCCGGGAGCCGCUGCCACCUGGCUCGCUGGGGCCGCGGGGAACCCGCCCCCGGCUCCAGCGCGCAGCUGGAGGCGCAGCUGUUGAACAGCUGGUGGUGUCACUGCCUGUACGGCCGCCAGGGGGAGUCAGUGCCGCCGCCAGGAGAGCCGCCGCACCUGCUUUGCCCCGCCUACCAGGAGGAGGAAGAGGCGGGCCGAUGCUGGAGCGAUUCCGGUUGGAGCCUUCUGUGUCGUGAGGAGGGGACGUGGUUCCUGGCUGGAUACAGAACCCUCUCAAGUGGAUGUCUCCGUCCCCGAGCCUUCUCCCCACUGCAGACUCAUGGCCCAUGGAUCAGUCAUGUGACUCAGGGAGCUUACCUGGAGGACCAGUUAACCUGGGGCUGGGGCCCUGAGGGGGAGGAGACUGAGAACCAGAUCUGUCCCCCACACACCGAGCACGGUGCCUGUGGCCUAAGGCCAAAGGCCACUCCAGCUGGUGUGUUGUGGCCCUGGCUGACAGAGGUACAUGUGACUGGUCAUCGAGUCUGCACCGGGAUUCUGGUUGCCCCAGGCUGGGUCCUAGCAGCCACACACUGUAUUCUCAGGCUGGGCUCCACGACAGUACCUUCCAUUGAAGUGUAUCUGGGCCAGGCAGGGGCCAGCUCCCUCCCGCAGGGCCAGCAGGUAUCCCGCUCUGUCAUCAGCAUCCGCCUGCCCAGGCACUUAGGACUUAGACCCCCCCUGGCCCUCCUGGAGCUGAACUCUCGGGUGGAGCCUUCUCCAUCGGUUCUGCCCAUCUGCCUACACCCAGGGGGGAUUCCCCCAGGGGCCAGCUGCUGGGUGCUGGGCUGGAAGGAGCCCCAGGACAGAGUUCCUGUAGCUGCUGCCGUCUCCAUCUUGACCCCACGACUCUGUCGCUGCCUCUAUCAGGGCGUUCUGACGCCCGGAACCUUCUGUGUCCUUUAUGCUGAGGGGCAGGAAGAUAGAUGUGAGGUGACCUCAGCACCCCCGCUCCUGUGCCAGACGGAGGGAGGCCCCUGGGUUCUCAUGGGCAUGGCUGUUCGAGGUAGCCAAGAGCUGUUUGCAGCCAUUGAUCCUGAAGCUGCCUGGAUAUCGCAAACAGUGGGAGAAGCCCAUUUUCUUCAUCCUAGCGGCUCCCCCUACUGGCCUCCUGAAGACAGUGACCUCUGCCCCCAAGACUUGGCAGGAACUGCCAGCUCCCAUAAGGUUGCUGCUGCCCUGCUUCUGCUUCUCCUGGCUCCGCAGAUCCAGGGCUGAGUCUGGUUCCUCUUCACACCACCCAUCAGGGCUGGAAUGCGGCCCAACCGGCCAGCUCCCAGGCCUGGAGAGGGCCUCUUCCACCUAUCAGCUUUCAGAUAAUUGGACCUCGGUGCUGGCUACUUCGGGACCUAAGAAUCCUUGGGGGUGGGGGAGGAAGAGAUAAUAAAGAUGUAAAUACAGACA